AUGGGGAAAGAGAAACAAUUAUGUUAUAAAAUUCUUUGUAGUUUGCCUUUCUCUAUGUAUAAGCAUAGGAUAAUUAAUUUAAUGUAUACUGCUUCAAUGGAUACUUCAAAAGAUUAUUCCGCUAUAGGAUUAAAUAAGCCAGCAACGUCUGAUGGAACAUCUUUACAAACUCCUGAGGUAAAUGGAACAGAACAAUCAUUAACAGAUAAAAAUAACUUUGAAAAUAGUAUCAUACAAAUGCCUUUGUCAGUAGGUUCACAAGAUAAUCAUCAAGAAAGCUUAAUUAAUAAUUGUAAUAGUGGACAAGAAAGUUUUGAAGCUGACUCAGGUAAAACAUCUUAUCAUAUGUCAUCUGUAUUAGAUGAUUGGUCUGGAACAAAUGUUAUUGCCAAAAUUUCACAAAAUCCAAUCAUUUAUCAAUGUGGUGUGAUUGACAAUAUUACAGAGGAUAAUGAUGUCGCUGUAAAGUUUGAUAACGGCAAAAUAAUAACCUAUGAUAAUGUAUUAAAACAAGGCUACGAGUUUACGGAUAUUGUACCCGAUUGUGUACCACCGCUUGAAAAUAUUAUAGUAAAUAAAAAAGUUUUAAUACGCCAAAAUAUGAAUGAAAAAAUUUUUAAAAUUGGAACUGUAAUAUCUGUUCAUUGUAAACCAUCAAUCAGUAUUAAUGUUAUAUGGAGGACAGAAGAAAAUGAGAUAAAAGAAACAAGUUUAUCUCGAGCUAAUGUAAGAGCAUUGAAACCUCCAUGGUAUAUGGAUAUUUUUUCACAUACAUCUUCUGCAAAUGAUAACUCUCUUAAAGUUGACAAUAUAUCAUCUGCUACUGAAAUUAAUAAUAAUGAGUCUUUAUUAUUGUCACUUCCACCUAUAUUUAAUUUUAGCAGUACUUCAUUAAAAGAUAUUGUAAAAGAAAAAGAUGAAGUGGCCUCAUCAUCCACAUCAUGUAAAAAUGUAACUUCACAACCAUUUGACAAGGAAAAACAUAAAACGGAUGGUUCUUUGCAACUUAAUAUUGUUUCCCCAACAACUUGUAAUGAUUAUAUGCAGAAAUAUAAAAAAGGGGAAGUAAUUACAACACCAGGAGGAAUUAGAAAAAAAUUUAAUGGUAAGCAAUGGAGAAGACUUUGCUCUAAAGAUGGAUGUAGCAAAGAAAGCCAAAGGAGAGGAUAUUGUUCUAGACAUUUAUCUAAAGGUAGACUUAAUUUACCACGAUUAGAACCUCAUCAACAAAUACCAAUUCCAAAUGAACAACAUUUAUUAGGAAUUCCACAACCUUUAGCAAGUGCACCUGGUGGUUUAUUUAAUUGGAAUACGGGACCAGGUAGAAAUAUUCCUGUAAAUUUACCAAGACUUAAUAUACCAACUCAAUUACCCCAUACACAGGGACUUCGAAUUGGAGGUGGUGGACCUUCUUCAGUUACACCUACCGGACAAAAGUCGCAAUUGGAUAAUUGGAUUUCAUCAAUUACCUCACCGUUAUUUGGAGAUUUAUUUUCUCAUAAUAAAAUUGAUUCAGGUUUAAAUAUCCUUAAAGAACUCCGAAAAACGUCGCUUCCAAAUUUAACAGGGAACAAUCACGAUAUUGGACAAGGACCUCAUAUUGAAUCCUUUAUUUACAAUCAUAAUAAUAAUAAUAAUAAUAAUAUUAGAACAUCAAGAGAAAAUAAUAUAAACACUGUUAACAAUAUUUUAGAAUCAUUUACCUCUGAUGGAUUACAAAUAAAUAAUCAUAGACAAAAACAAAUAACAGAUUCGCAAAUUGUUCCAAUGGAUUUGUCAACAUCAAAUCCAUUUAUUAAUCCUUUACAAUUAUUGCCAUUUUUAAAAAUUCCUUCAUUUAGUACAUCAAUUCAUCCAUUUUUUUCAUGUAUUAAAAAAGAAGGACAAAUUUCAGGGACAGAAAUAAAUAAUCCAAAUACACCAGACAAUAAAAGUAACGAUGAAAAAGAUAGUCCAUCGAAAAAUUUACAUGGAAGCAUUUGUAAUAAUUCAACAUCAUUCAAUUCAUCAACUGCUAAAAAAUGA
Strongyloides ratti is the source of this 2025-nucleotide messenger RNA. Its product is annotated as Protein capicua homolog. Gene Ontology annotation, molecular function: DNA-binding transcription factor activity, RNA polymerase II-specific; RNA polymerase II transcription regulatory region sequence-specific DNA binding. Gene Ontology annotation, cellular component: nucleus. Bases 1 to 2025 code for a protein of 674 amino acids. Gene Ontology annotation, biological process: regulation of transcription by RNA polymerase II. The record is from RefSeq and is a predicted model, not a curated record. The transcript is spliced from 6 exons. NCBI's taxonomy places the organism in Eukaryota, Metazoa, Nematoda, Chromadorea, Rhabditida, Strongyloididae.